GCCGCCAUUUUGUUUGUGCGGACAGACCGUCAGAAACAGGAGGAGAUAACCGAGAGGAAGGAGCGACUCUCCGGCUACCGACGGCCAGCCACACCGGGAAGGAAAGAAAGAGUGGAGAAAACCUGUCCGUGUUUCUAAGAGAGAGAAAGCAUCACCGUGGAGGGAAACCGAGUCGGUGAUAUAUAUAUAUAUGUAUGCAUGAGAAGGAAAUACUCCAAAUCCAAGGAAGGGGGUGUUUUGCGGAGCGGAGACAGAGAGGAGAGGCGGAAGAGCGCAAUAUAUCUUAUUAUAAGGAGGAAAAAAAACUGCGAAAAAAGGGAAAACAUGAAAAUUCACUAUGUGUCCGUCGCGGAGGAAGGAAAGAGUCCGCAUAGACAAUUAUAUAAAUAAAUUGCUGCCGGGCAGAAGGGAGAGGUGGAAAGAAAGACGGGUUUAAAGAGAAGGGGGAAAAUUGCCAGGAUCAACACGAAGGGGGGGCAUUUCUCCAUCACAAAGAGUAAAUGAGAGGAUUUUUUGGUCAGUGCAAAAUAUUUUAAAGCUAGGUGUCAACACCGAUCUGAAUCUUUCCGCUUCCGAAAUAGCCAUAAUUUUUUUUUUUUUUUGCGACCAAUCGUCAUUUUUUUAAUUCACAUUUUCGCCUGUCGCCCAAGCUGUGCUCCGGUUUAUUUUUUCUCUUCACUUGCAUCCUAUAAAGCAGUGAGUGACAGCUAAUUUUUGGGGAAUAUUUAUCUUUUUUUUUUAGAUUUCAAGUGCUAAAAACCAAGGGAAACCCAGAGGAGGAAACCUCUUGUGGAGCACAAGAUAAGUAACCUCUGCAAAAAUAAAAAACUAAUUGGAUCAAUCUGACUGCCCGCUGAUUGCCAAUUAGACGCUGUGAUUGCCCACAAGAAGUCCAAGAACUACAUUCUGCAUCAGGAUCGAUUGCACGGUGCUUUUUCUGACAAGAUUUUCUAUUUUGCCAACCCUGCUGCUCUGCAAGAGGAAAAAGGGGGUUGCAACAACCAAACGUGCAAUACGAGUUCCUGACCCAGUGCCUUGCGUGGUCAAACACUAAGUGCACAUUUUUUUGUCAGCAUGCACAUGCAAAAGAAAAGACAUACAUGGACAUCUGCUAUAUAUUCUCCUAUCUGAGUAACUGCAAGUGUGGGACUUUCUUUCUGCAGAACUGUUAUAGUAUUUAUUCAGUUUCUGUUAAGCCAAUGCAAGAUUCUCAGUAUUGUACUGAGUACUUCUUUAAACUGUAUUAGAGAGCUACUUCUACUCUGCAAAAUUAAGUGAGAUGUCUAGUCAGGUGAAAGAAAUAGUAAAUGCAACCGUGGAUCUCAUAACUGUUGCAUGAGGAAAACGGCCUGCAGAAGUUAACCCUCCUGGUUUGUGUUUUUUGGAGCUUGCUUAUCUUUUUUUUUCGUGCCCUGAUCGAGACUCCCCAUUUCAGAGCUGAAAUUACAGGCUUUCUCCGGCCGACUAUGGCGGAAAGGACUGAAAGCAGCACGGAGGACGGAUCUUUGGACAGUUUUUGUGUCGCAGAAGAGGCUACAUGAGGUUGUCAGAGGGGCCGCACACGCUUGCCUUUUUCGCCGACUCCACCUUCCCACCUCCUCCUGUUGAAAUCAGUGAAGAAACAGAAUCUCCGAAAGGGGAGGGGGACUGAUAGCUGCAGAGAGGAAUAAACCGAGAGGGUGAGGAAAGAGUUCAACAUUGCUCUCUUCUCCCCUACCGUCCCCCCAAGCGGUGGGGGAACGACCAUUUCUUAAAGGGAAAAGGAGACGCAAAUUAAAAGGAAAUACGUUUGCCCCUCCGUGGAUCUACAGCUUUUUUUUUUUAAUUCGACAAAAAUAUGGCCGAUAAUGUCCUGGAGUCCGGCCCGCCUUCAGCCAAGAGGCCCAAGCUGUCCUCUCCAGCCCUCUCCGUGUCUGCCAGUGAUGGAAACGAUUUCGGUUCACUUUUCGACCUGGAGCACGACCUCCCCGAUGAGCUCAUCAACUCGUCGGACUUGGGGCUGACUAACGGAGGGGAUGUCAGUCAACUCCACACCAGCCUCGGCAGUCUCGGAGGAGGACUGGGUUUGGGCGGCCAUGAUGCUGCUGCCAAACACAAACAGCUGUCGGAGCUGUUGCGUGCACCCGCACAGCAGGGGGGCCCCACAUCCAACAGCACAGGACCCGGGGCCUCCAUUGGGAUGAUGGGGGGUGUCUCCCCUGGUGGACCACAAGGCAUGCCCCCCCAGGGACAGCAGCCUGGAUUAAUGCAGCAAGUUGGGAUGGGUGGAGGGGUGGCAGCUCUCAAUCGGGCAGCUGCCAUGAUGAAUGCCCAGAAGGGCAACACUGGACAGCAGCAAGGUCUGAUGGGGGGGCAGGUGAUGAACGGCUCGCCAAGAAUGGGUUACCCUGGCAAUGGGAGCAUGGGUAACAAUAGUAAUUUGUUGGCGGAAACCCUGCAGCAGGGCGGGCAGCAAAUGGGACCCGGGGGUCAGGCAGGGAUGAGACCGCAGCAACCCGGAGCAUUGAACAAGAUGAAUAUGAUGGCCAACGCGGGCCCCUAUGGCGGUCCGUACGGCCAGGCUGGCCAGGGGCUUCCUGGAGCAGGGCUGGGCCCUCAGCUCCAGAAUAAGGCGGGGAUGCCAAACAAUAUGGCCGCUCAAUUCAACAUGGACAAGAAGGCACCGCCGGGUCAAGGCAUGCCUGGGAUGGCGUCUCAGCAGUCCGGAGCGGUGGGUGGUGUAUCCGUCGGAGGAGUAGCAGCGGUGGGAGGCCCCCAGGUCGGGCUCAGUGCCGUAGGGGCCGGUCCCGGCGCAGCGCCCCCUACCGCAGACCCCGAGAAACGGAAGCUGAUCCAACAGCAGCUGGUCCUCCUGCUCCACGCGCACAAGUGCCAGCGCAGGGAGCAGGCGAACGGGGAAGUGAGGCAGUGCAACCUGCCCCACUGCCGCACCAUGAAGAACGUGCUCAACCACAUGACUCACUGCCAGGCUGGCAAGUCCUGCCAGGUGGCUCACUGUGCCUCAUCCAGACAGAUCAUCUCUCAUUGGAAGAAUUGCACACGACAUGACUGUCCUGUUUGCCUGCCGCUGAAAAACGCUGGAGACAAGAGGAAUCAGCAGUCUCUUGUAAACAGUGCCGGGGUGGGUCUGGUGAACUCUUUAGGUUCAGGGGUUCCCGGUGGACAGUCCAACUCUCCCAGCCUGAACCCCCCCAACCAGAUCGACCCCAGCUCCAUCGAGAGAGCCUACGCUGCCCUCGGCCUCACGUACCAGGGGAACCAGAUCCCCCAGCCGUCGCAGGGCAGCAUGUCCAACCAGGGCCAGCCGGGGAUGAGGAACCUCAACUCCAUGGGUGGAAACUCGAUGGGAGUGAAUGGUGGAGUGGGGGUGCAAUCCCCCAACCAGUCGAGUCUACUGCCGAACUCCCUGCUGCAUGGCAGCAUGAGUGCACAGAAUUUGAUGAGUGAUAGUUUGGCGACCCUGAGCUCGAUGCCCAUGGCGACCCCCCCCUCUGCUCCCGGCAUGAGGAAGUCGUGGCAUGAAGACAUCACACAGGACCUCCGAAACCACCUCGUCCACAAGCUUUUGUGCAUGUGUGAGAGUAGUGUGCAGGCAAUCUUCCCCACUCCUGAUCCGGCCGCCCUGAAGGACCGGCGGAUGGAGAACCUGGUGGCGUACGCUCGGAAAGUCGAGGGGGACAUGUACGAGUCGGCCAACAGCCGGGCGGAGUACUACCAUCUGCUGGCAGAGAAAAUCUACAAAAUCCAAAAGGAGCUGGAGGAGAAGAGGAGGACGCGACUCCAGAAGCAGGGCAUGAUGCCCGGCAUCCCCUCCCCUGGCCUCCCACAGGUGCCCUCGAGCAUGGGACAGCCCCCCGGCAUGGGACAACCCCCCAGCAUGGGACAGCCCCCCAGCAUGGGACAGCCCUCUAUGGCUCCUGGACAAUCACCAAAUGGUCCUCACGCCGAUCCGUCCAUGGUCCGACCAGCUGGACCCAAUCAGAUGGUCAACAGGAUGCAGAGUCCAGGAGGAAUGAACCAGUUUGGUCAGAUGGGGAUGCAGUCGAUGGGUCAGAGGUCUCCUCUGCAUGCUCCAAUGAACCAGAUGGGUAUGGGAGCACCAAGGAUGGGUCAGCCCAACGCCUCACAGUUACAGAACCAGUACCUCCCUCCGGGUCAGUUCCCCGGCUCCAGCCCUGGACACGGCUCCGGCCCCGCCGGCAUGAACCAGCAGGGAGCGCAGACUGCGGUGCCACAGCAGAACCAGAUGUCCACGCCGCCGUCCCUCCCGGUCAGCAGCCCUGCAGCUCAGUCUGCCUCCUCUGCUCCGGGCUCCGCGGCCCCCGCAGGCUCCAGUGGUUCUGGUGGAUCUGGACCCCAAUCCAACCUGCCUCCAUCCUCCACCCCCAACCAGCCCAACUCCUACCCUCACUGCCCCCCCAUCAGAACAAACUCCCCGUCGCCGGCACGCAGCUUAACGCCUCAACCGCAUCAGACGCCCCCAACGUUACCUCGAUCUCAGACGCCACAGCCACAGACCCCCAGCACACCCCAGCAACAACAACAACAACAACAGCAGCAGCAGCAGCAGCAACAACAACAACAACAACAGCAGCAGCAGCAACAACAGCAGCAGCAGCAACAACAGCAUCAACAACAACAACAACAACAACAACAGCAGCAGCAGCAGCAACAACAGCAGCAGCAGCAGCAGCAACAGCAACAACAACAGCAGCAGCAACAACAACAACAACAGCAACAACAACAGCAGCCAACGGGCAAUUCUGUGAACUCUGAAAAAGCCAAUCAGCUUCAGCAGCCGGGGGGCCCGCCCUCCUCAGGACCUCCAGCAGGGCGACCUGCUUCGGUGCCCCCCCAGAAUGCAAAUGUGCCAAUACAGCGUCCUCAGACCCCGCUCUCGCCGAAGCCUUCUCUGACCGCAGAGUCUCAGGUUUCCACUCCGGGCUCCGUCAGCAGCAGCGCCGACACCAGCUCUCAGCUCACCCUGAACGAGGGCUCUGCUCCCAGCCAGGAAGACGUGAAGAUGGAGGUGAAGAAGCAGGAGGAGGACGACGAGGGGGCUGAUACCGAAGGAGAGGGCAAGGGGAAGAUGGGGAAGGGUCAACGAGACAUAAAGACAGAGGAAAAACCAGAGAUAAAGAAAGAGAAGACGUCAGGAGACGGGUGUAAAGGCGAGCCGAUGGAAACGUCUUCAUUCUCGGCAUCUUCGACACCAUCGACGGCUGAAGACAAGAAGCCGGAGGUGAAGAAGGAGCCCAAAGAGGAAGAGGACGGUUCAAACAGCGGAUCCCCAGCCAGCGAGAAGAGCAAGAAGAAAAUCUUCAAGCCGGAGGAGCUGCGCCAGGCUCUGAUGCCGACCCUGGAGGCUCUGUACCGGCAGGACCCCGAGUCCCUGCCCUUCCGCCAGCCGGUGGACCCCCAGUUACUGGGAAUACCCGUACGUAUUCGAACUAGUAACAACACUAACCUGCAGGACUACUUUGACAUCGUGAAAAGCCCCAUGGACCUGUCGACCAUCAAGAGGAAGCUGGACACGGGGCAGUACCAGGAGCCGUGGCAGUACGUGGACGACAUCUGGCUGAUGUUCAACAACGCCUGGCUGUACAACCGCAAGACGUCGCGCGUCUACAAGUACUGCUCCAAACUGGCCGAGGUGUUCGAGUCCGAGAUCGACCUCGUCAUGCAGGGCCUCGGGUACUGCUGCGGGAGGAAGUUUGAGUUUUCCCCCCAAACUCUGUGCUGCUAUGGAAAACAAUUAUGUACCAUCCAACGAGACGUUGCCUAUUUCAGUUACCAGAACAGGUACCACUUCUGUGAGAAGUGUUUCAACGAAAUCCAGAGCGAGACCGUUUCCCUGGGGGACGACCCCUCCCAGCCUCAGACGACCAUCAACAAAGAGCAGUUCCAGCGAAAGAAGAACGACACACUCGACCCUGAGUUACUUGUGGAAUGUAUUGACUGCGAUCGUAAAAUGCACCAGAUCUGCGUGCUGCAUCAUGACACCAUAUGGCCUUUGGGCUUUACAUGCGACAACUGCCUGAAAGCGGCCAACAAAACGCGGAAAGAGAACAAAUACGCAGCCAAAAGGCUUCCUCAGACCAAACUGGGGAACUAUCUGGAAACCCGAGUGAACGAUUACAUCAGGAAGCAGAACCUCCCCGAGUCCGGAGACGUCACCAUCCGCGUGGUCCACGUGUCGGACAAAGUGACGGAGGUCAAGGCGGGCAUGAAGUCCAGGUUUGUGGACAGCGGGGAGAUGUGCGCCUCCUUCCCCUACAGGAUGAAAGCCCUGUUUGCAUUCGAGGAUAUCGACGGAGCUGACGUGUGUUUUUUCGGGAUGCACGUCCAGGAGUACGGCUCCGACUGCCCGCCUCCCAACCAGAGGAGAGUUUACAUCUCCUACCUGGACAGCGUUCACUUCUUCCAGCCGCGACUCAUCAGAACAAAUGUUUACCACGAGAUCCUGCUGGGAUACCUGGAGUACGUCCGGAGGAUCGGGUAUACGACGGGUCACAUAUGGGCCUGUCCACCCAGUGAAGGCGACGAUUAUAUCUUCCACUGUCACCCCGCCGACCAGAAGAUCCCCAAACCCAAACGGCUGCAGGAGUGGUACCGGAAGAUGCUGGACAAAGCUGUGGCUGAGCGCAUCGUUCACGACUACAAGGAUGUCUUCAAGCAGGCGACAGAGGACCGGCUGACGAGCGCUAAAGAGCUUCCGUACUUCGAGGGCGACUUCUGGCCCAACGUCCUGGAGGAGAGCAUCAAGGAGCUGGAGCAGGAAGAGGAGGAGAGGAAGAGGGAGGAGAACAGCACCUCGAACGAGUGCACAGACGUGACGAAAGCAGACAGUAAGAAUGCCAAAAAGAAGAACAAUAAGAAGACCAGCAAGAACAAGAGCAGCCUGAGCCGAGCCAAUAAGAAGAAACCGGGGAUGCCCAACGUCUCCAACGACCUCUCCCAGAAACUCUACGCCACCAUGGAGAAACAUAAAGAGGUCUUCUUUGUGAUCCGCCUCACCGCCGCCAACUCGCUGCCCCCCAUCUCGGACCCCGACGGCCUGAUGGCCUGCGACCUGAUGGACGGCCGCGACGCCUUCCUCACUUUAGCCCGGGACAAACACCUGGAGUUCAGCUCCCUCCGGCGGUCCAGGUGGAGCUCCAUGUGCAUGCUGGUGGAGCUGCACAACCAGAGCCAGGACCGCUUCGUCUACACCUGCAACGAGUGCAAACACCACGUGGAGACGCGCUUCCACUGCACCGUCUGCGAGGACUACGACCUGUGCAUCACCUGCUACCACGCCAAAGGUCACGAGCACAAGAUGGACAAGCUGGGUCUGGGCCUGGACGACGACAGCAACAACGCGUCGGCGGCAGCGACUCAGAGCCCCGGAGACUCUCGCCGCCUCAGCAUCCAGCGCUGCAUCCAGUCGCUGGUCCACGCCUGCCAGUGCCGCAACGCCAACUGCUCGCUGCCGUCCUGUCAGAAGAUGAAGCGCGUGGUGCAGCACACCAAGGGCUGCAAGAGGAAAACCAACGGCGGCUGUCCCAUCUGCAAGCAGCUCAUCGCGCUGUGCUGCUACCACGCCAAACACUGCCAGGAGAACAAGUGUCCCGUCCCGUUCUGCCUGAACAUCAAGCAGAAGCUCCGUCAGCAGCAGCUGCAGCACCGGCUCCAGCAGGCGCAGAUGUUGAGGCGGAGGAUGGCCAGCAUGCAGAGGGUGGGGCAGGCGGCCGUCGGUCCUCCAGGAGCUGUAGGACUUCCUUCACCCGGGAACAACGGUACAGCUCCCAGUACCCCGACAUCUGGAGGAACACAACCUCCAACACCGCAGACGCCAACUCAGACCGGGCCUCCACCAACGCAGCAGGGAAUGGGUCAGCAGCAGCAGCAGCAGCAGCAGCAGCAGCAGCAGCAGGGUGGGGGAAUGCCUCCACAGAGCGGCAUACCUCCUCACAACCUCCACCAUCAAUUCCAGCAGAUGCAGGGUGGAGGAGGCGGGGGGAUGAUGAGCUCCCCCCAACAUCAGAUGCUCCCUCAGAUCCAGCAGCAAGGUGGAGCAGGGAACCCGCAGCAGCACCACCAGAACAAUCUGCCUCCAUAUGCCGGCCGGCCCCCAGGGUCCUCCCCGCUCCACCAGUCUCAGGGCAAACCGCUCCUCGGGUCCGCCACGCCUCCCCAGCAGCAGCAGCAGCAGCAGCAGCAGCAGCUCGGAGGCAUGCAGGGAAACGUUGGGGGGCCACAACCUCCCAACCAGCCCCAGGGCCCGUCCUCCCUGCAGCAGCACCCCCCCUCCGGACCCCCACCUGCAGCGGUGGAGAUCGCCAUGAAGAUCCAACAGGUGGCGGACGCCCAGAGGAAGAUGGCUCUGCAGAGACAAGCUGCUGCAGGUUUGAUGCCCUCUCACCCCCACCAUCAGCAGGGCCAGGGGCAGCAGAUGGCCAUGGGGCACCCGGGGGCCGUGGGGCACCCGGGGGCCGUGGGGCACCCGGGGGCCGUGGGGAUGGUUGGAGCCCAGGGUCUGCCUCCUCAGAACCAGGCCGCGGUGGCAGCGGCAGCAGCGGCGGCAGCAGCUCGGGCCCACAUGGAGCAACAACAAGGGGCUCCACCUGGGAUGAUGGUUGGUGCCGGAGGGCCCAUGCAGCAGCCCCCCCAGCAGGGUAACAUGCCGCAGGGCCAGAUGCCCCCUCAGGUUCAGCUGCAGCAGCAGAGGAUGGGGGCCCCACAUCAGAACCCCCAGCAGCAGCAGCAGUGGGCGGGUCAGGGGAUUCCCCCCCAGCAGAGGCAAGCUAUGAUGAACCAAAUGAACCAUCCGGCCAUGACUGCAGCUCAGCAGCAACAGCAACAACAGCAACAACAGCAGCAAAUGCAACAACAACAACAACAACAGCAAAUGCAACAGCAGCAGCAGCAACAACAACAACAACAACAGCAGCAACAACAACAGCAGCAGCAGCAGCAACAACAACAACAACAACAGCAGCAGCAGCAGCAACAAGCCGCCCUGAUGAGCAUGGCCCAACAGCAGCAAGGUGCUGGAGCCGGUAUCCCUGGAGUUGCCGGUGCCGCCGCGACGUCUGGGGAUAAAAUCCCCCAGGAGGCCCUGCAGGAGCUGCUGAGGACCCUCCGCUCGCCAAGCUCUCCGCACCAGCAGCACCAGGUCCUCAACAUCCUGCGCGCCAACCCACAGCUCAUGGCCGCCUUUAUCAAGCAGAGGGCCUCCAAAUACAAGGCCCCGGGAGGAGCGGGCGGUGUCCCCGGGGGACCUCCAGGAGGGCCUGUGGGGAGCGUCAUGCCGGGAGGAGGCGGCCCCCAGGUCAACAUGAGCGCUGCAGGAGGAGGACAGCCCGGGAUGCACAUGGGUGGUCAGGGAGGAGCGAAUGUUAACAUGGCGACCAUGGCCCAGCAGCUACAGCAACAACAACAACAGCAACAGCUGCAUCAACAACAGCAGGCGCAACAACAGCAACAACAACAACAACAGCAACUACAGCAGCAGCAGCAACUACAACAGCAGCAACAGUUGCAACAACAACAACAACAGCAACUACAACAACAACAGCAGCAACAACAACAACAGCAGCAGCAGCAGCAGCAGCAGAGGCCGAUGCUCAGCAGUUUACAGCAGCAGCAGGUUGCCGUUCUCCAGCAGCAACAACAGCAGCAGCAACAACAACAAGGUGCAGGGAGAGGGAUGCAGGGCCAGGGGGGCCAGAUGGGAAAUAUCAACAACCCUCAGUUCAGAGAGCUACUCAUGAGGCGGCAUCUCCAACAGCAACAACAGCAGCAGCAGCAGCAACAACAACAACAACAACAACAGCCGCAACAACAGCCGCAGCAGCAGCAGAUGGGAGUGAGUCACGGUCAGUUCCAGCAGCCGCAGCCCCCCCAGCAGGGCUACAUGGGGCAGGCUGGGAUGCAGCCUCCUACAGUUGGCCAGGGGCCUCCAGGAGGGCAGCCUCUUGGCCCCCAGCAGCCCGGGGGGGGUCCUCAGGGCCAGCAGGGUCCUCAGGGCCAGGGUUACUCAGUGGCGCAGCAGCAGGCCCUGCAGCAGCGGCUGCAACACCAGCACCACCUGCAGAUGCAGCAGCAGAGCGCCAUGUCGGGCCUGCAGGGCGGUGACGCAGGUCCUGGUGGGGGGGGGGGUCCUCAGCAGCCCCCCCAAGGGCCACAGCCCCCUCAGGGCGGACCCCCAUCGUCUCAGGCUCUGCUCCAGCAGGCGCUCCACCAGCGGCUCCUCCAGCAGCAGCAGCACCUGGGCCCCGGGGGGUCUCCGGCGCACAGCAACCCCAUGAGCCCCCAGCAGCCGCAGCAGAUGGCUCAGUCUCCGCACCCCCACCCGCACCCCCACCUCCAGAACCAGGCGCUGUCCUCGUCGCUCGCUAACCAGGUCCGGUCUCCGCAGCCGUCGCCCCGGCCGCAGUCGCAGCCGCCGCAUUCCAGCCCGUCGCCGCGCAUGCAGCCGCAGCCGUCCCCGCACCACAUCUCCCCCCAGAUGCAGACCGGAUCCCCCCAUCCGGGCCACAUGAGCCAGCACCACCCGGGGAUGGUCCAGCAGCAGCAGCAGCAGCAGCCAGGGAACCAGCAGCAGCAGAACUCUAUGGAUCAGUUUGGUUCGGACCCGAGCGCCAUGAUGUCGCAGCUGAGCGGCAUGGCGGGUCUCCACGGGCCGGGGGGGGGCAGCGGGCAGGACCCUCUGGGCCAGAACAUGAAUCACAACCCUUUGGACAUCAUGUAGGAACUCAGUCGUGAUUCUCCGCACAAACUGCACUCACCCAGGACAGUGUUAUUGUUACCUAGCCUUUCUUUUAUUUUAUACGAUCAUUAAAUGUUAUUUAAAAUGUUUUCAAUAAAGAUGCAUUGAACUGAA
Molecule: messenger RNA, 10867 nt
Organism: Trematomus bernacchii (emerald rockcod)
Lineage: Eukaryota; Metazoa; Chordata; Actinopteri; Perciformes; Nototheniidae
Gene: ep300b
Product: E1A binding protein p300 b
Biological process (GO): positive regulation of transcription by RNA polymerase II
Cellular component (GO): transcription regulator complex; histone acetyltransferase complex
Molecular function (GO): chromatin DNA binding; transcription coactivator activity; zinc ion binding
Source: RefSeq, a predicted model, not a curated record